AUGUUUAGAUUGAAUCUUUUUACAAAAAUAAAAACCAUCAACAAUUUCGAUACAAUAAAUUGCUUAAGAUACAAAUCUUCCAUUGUUUCUCAAAUCCCAACACCAUUUACAAAACAAACAAAUAUCAUGUAUAAGCCUGCCUACCCAUUAUCAAAUCCAAAGGAAGGAGAUCUUAAACCAACAGCUGGUAGAAGUGUACCUGUAACAAAUAAUAAUGUAUUACAAUCUUAUAGGCGUGUAAACACUAUACUAUUUCUUAAUAAAACAAGACUUGAGGUAAGAAGGAAUAGAUAUUAUGAAAAACCAACUGUAAAACGUAGACGAGUAACAAGAGAAAUUUCUGAACAACGGUUCAAAGAAGCUGUAAAGAAAAAAGUUUCAUUGAUUUUGCAAAUGAAACAAAGGUGUUGGGUAUGUGCAAAAGCAGCAGAUUUGAUUGAUCGAAGUGCAUUAUAUGGGUUAAAUAAACAUAUUAUCAUAAGUGAAUUAAAUAGAAUGUGGAAAAGAAUAGGCGAAGCAUACCAACCAGAAAUUCCAAAAAAGUUUUCAUCAUUUGAUGCAAUUUUUUACAACACAAAUCCAAAGCUUUCAAGUUUCGAAUUGUAUGAUGGUGUAAACAAGUCCGAUACAGUUGAUUUAUAUGCACAUUCAAGGUUAAUUAACUUCUUGGAGAGUAGCUAUGCCCCAGAUUUUUUUUACAAGCAAAAAAGAUAUAUUAGAUUUAACCACGCUCCAAUUAUUGUUAAUAUUCAAGAACCAAUUUUCUUACCUACACCAAAUAUUAUCUUAAUGUUAACUGUGCAUGAUGAAGAGUUGAUUGAACAUUUAUUUUUUGAUUCAUUGGCUAACAUAUCUUGUGAUAAUGAUAUUGAUGGCUCAAGAAUUUAUCAAUUUUGGGUUAAGGUAGUAUAUAUUGGAAAGAUUGAAGCUUCAAAUGUUGUAGGAUUUACGCACAAAAGACUUGUUCAUAUUUGUGAUGUCGAUGGUGCAACAACAGCAACAUUAAUAUUAUUUGAUGAGCAAGUACACAUAGCUGGUUUAUUCAAAGGUGGAGACUAUUUAGGUAUUAACAUGCCAUACGUUGAUCCAUUUCAAACAAAUGAUCGGGAAAUAUUCAUCCAAUAUGGAAACAUCACAAUGUUAUUUUGUCUGCCAAUGAGCGAAGUUUGUAAAAAUAUAAUCAAUUACGAAUUUUAUCCAAAAAGAAUUUACAUUGGCGAUUUACCACUAGGAUUAAACAUAACACUUUUUGGCAAAAUUGAAGAAAUAUUAGAUAAUUCACCUCUUUACUUGACGGAUGAUCAAACAAUUGAUAGAUGCGUAUUUAAAUUGAGUGAUGAUACUGGACAAGUAAAUAUAACAUUUAUCGGAGAUAUUGCAAGUAAUGUUAGUGAAGAUAAUAUUGGACAAUAUGUUGUAAUUAAUAACUUAAACAUAUACAAGAAAGAUGAUGUUAAUACAUUGGAGGUGCUUGGUGAUUCGUCAAUUGAUACAACAAUCACUAAUCCUACCGUCGAUGGACAGGCAAGUGUAGAUAGAGGCGAUCAUUUAACUUUGUUAGAUGAUACUAAUAGUUAUUGGUGGUUAGUUAAAGUGUUGAAAAGUGAAGAAGUUGGUUAUAUACCUGCUGAAAACAUUGAGACACCAUAUGAAAGACUGGCAAGAAUGAAUAAGCAUAAAAAUAUUGAUGUGAUUGUAGUUGAAAAUGUACAAAAAUCAGUAAUAGAUGAUAAUUUUAAUGUUGAUGUUCAAAUAAAAAAUAAAAAAGUACUAGAUAUGGAAGAGAAAGAGGAAAACGAAAAGGAAUUAGUAACAGAGGAUGAAAACCUUUCAAAUAUAAUAACAGAUAAAUCAAUGAACCACACAUCAAAUCCAGAACAAACUCAAUUGGAUUCCGUUUCUAAUACUAAUCAACAACAAUACACUCUACAAAAUAAUCAAGGCGAUAAUGGUAGCUUUGAUCUUAACAAUAUAUCUCAAAUGGUAUCAGAGCAUAAAACACCACAAAGAAAACCUACUGGUAUUAUUCCUCCUGUCGAUCAAAUCAAUCCCAACAAUAAUAAUUCUCCGCCACUUCCUGAUAUCUUUAACGAACCAAGCCAGACAAUAAAAGUGAGCCUUACACCUGUUCUAGAUGCUCUCGAAGAAUAUAAUAAAACAAUGGCCUUAAAAGUUCAAGAGGAGAAGAAGGCACUUAAAAAAGAAAAAGAAAAACCUGCAGGGUUAUUCAAGAAUUUACUUAAAAAAAUCUCUUCAAAGAAAAAAGAUGAUGAAAAUCUUAAAUUAGAAACAAUCCCACCAGCACCAUAUAAUCCAACAAACAAUUAUAACAACUACAUCCCUGAUCUCAACAAUCCUAUGAAUCCUAUGAAUAAUAAUGUCAGGCCUAAUUAUAUACCACCAACAAUAAAUCAAGGCCAAUACCUAAUGCAACAACAACCACCAACUCAUUUACAAAUGCAGCAACAGCAGGGAAUACAAAUGAAUCCACAACAAGGUUUUCAAAUAUCUCAACAGCAGCAGCAGCAACAACAAUUAUUUCAACAACCUGGUGUAUAUCCACAAGGUCAACAAAAUAAUUACAUGUCACUUGGCGAUUCCCAAAGACCUCCUGACAUUCAAACGCAAUACCAACAACUACAGCCUAAUUAUUCAAAUCAUAUUGUUCUAAUCAAUCAAACAACUACCACCACUAGCCUUAUUAAACAAGCAUUAAAUCGAUUUAAAAUUGACAAUGAAAAUAAUUUGGAUGAUUAUUACAUUACAAUAAAACGAAUUGAUGGAGAGGAAACAUAUUUGAUGCCACAUGAUCAUCCUCUUGAGGUAUUCCAAUCAUUAAAUUCACAUUCAACAGUUAUAUUACCAUCCAUAAACAGAAGCUCAGUAGCAUCAGUAUCUUCAACAUUUUCCAACAUAUCAAAUCAUCCGAUGGUAAAAAAUAUUGAAUCGAAUAAUAAUGAAAAGGCUGCUGCAGUCACAUUCUACCUAAAUAAAAAACUUGUUAAAAAUAUUAGAUCAUCCAUUAGUGAUAAGAAAUUACGUUUACAUGUUAUAAUAUAUGCGGAUGAUUUGCCAGCCCACCUACGUACAAAAAGUUCUUCAGCACCAAUACCAAGAACAUCCAUGUCAGUACCAAAACAUAUCGCUGAAAAAUCAGCUAGGAGACGUUCGCGUGAGGAAGGAAAGCCAAAGGAAAAACAUUUGAUUGUUAAUGGUUUGGCAACUGUUGGUGAUGUUAUAUUGAAGUCAAUGGAGAAAUUUGGUAUAGUUGAUGGUAUUAUUGAUGAUGGUGAACAUAUAGAAAGCAAUGAUGAUGAAAUACCACGUUAUAGACUAAUGCUUAACAUGGAAGGAAAUGAAAAAUUAUUACAUCCUAAAUCAGGAAUCCUAUCUGCAUAUCCAACGCUACCAAAUCUUAGGCAUUUAUCAAUUGAUUCCUUAGAUUCCAAUUCUUCACUUGCAUUAGAUUAUCUUCCAGAUGAACCCGUAUUUGUUCUACGUCUGUUAAAACCUGAGGAUCAUAGAAAUCGUGCAAUGCCAGAUAUCGCUGAUCCAAAAAAAUACAUGCAAAAAUCAUCAUCGGGAAAACAAAUGAAAAAGUCAAAUCAUGAACAACAACAGCAACAAACUUUGAACAGUUAUAACAAUAACAAUGAUGAUGAUGAACUACUAAAAAGAAAACAACUUAUUGAGAAGCAACGUGAAUAUAGUAGAGCCAAGCAAAAGUCUAUUGUAUCAGCCCAUAAAAAUGCAGAACACGGUGUUGAUAUUGUUACAAAUGAUGGGUCAAUUAGAAGUUCAAGGAUUUUUGGUGGGUCGAAAGUACGCUAUUCAUUUAUUUCGACUGAUGGUGAAGAGAUUGAUAUCAGUGAUAUUAUCGAAGAUAUUUUGGGUGACGAUGAUGAGCUUGUGAAACUUUAUAGAAAGAGUACCACCCAAGAUGUAGAUAUUUUGGUAAAGAUUGUUGACCGGGCUCAAAAUAAUGAUGGUGAUGAAGAGUCAAGUCAAUCAUUAGACAAGAUUGGUCGUGUAAUUGAAAAAGUGAAACUAAAUCCAUCAUAUAGGUUGAAAUCUGAAAAUCAAGAUACAGUAGGUGAUUUAGUGUACAAACCCAAUAAAGCACAACCAUUCCAACAAACAAAAACAAGAAGUAGCAAACAUCAUCAAAUGCCAUCAUCAUCAUCGUCUGUAUUAUCAAUUUCUGAAAUUGAUUUGGUGUUGUCGAAUGAUAUUGGUUUGAAAGAAUUGUUAAUACUUGUGAGAUCAGGUGUUAAUAUGUUGGAGUUGAAGGAGCGUAGGAAGAGUGGAUGGCAUUUAAAUGAAGAUCCUGAAAGAGUUUUGGAACAAAUUAAACCAACUGAAAUAAAAGAAGAAAUUAAAGAUGUUUUUGCUGACGUUAAUCAACAACUUGAUAAAAUAGAACAGGAUCUUGAUGAAUUAUUUGAUGAUUUACAGAGACGAAAACAUAACAUAAAUUCGAAUAGGAUUAAAGAAGAAGUGGACUCGCUCAAAGAAACAAUUGAAGAAGUUCUCAGCAUUGAAUUUCCAGUAAAGGCGCUAUAUGAUACUAUAUCAAUUUGUAGUCAACCAGAGGAUAUCUUGCUAAUCCACCACAUAGAAUUAACACCUGAUCCACCAAAAAAAGGUCAAGAAUUACGUGUUCAAGGCACUGGAUAUUUCAAAGAAACCGUUACUGAAGGUAGUUAUAUUAAUGUGGUGAUUAAAUAUGGAAUAAUGAAGAUUUAUGAAAUCCGGCUUGAUUUAUGUGAAAAAGCUCCCGAAGUUGAUGAAAAUUGUCCGAUUGAAAAAGGAAAUCAUACAGUUGACAAAUCGGUUGAAAUACCUGGGAAUGUUUUCCCCGUAAGUAUCAGCUUGCGAGCUUAUUAA
This is a messenger RNA of Entrophospora candida, 4887 nucleotides long. The record is from the annotation of a GenBank genome assembly. Lineage: Eukaryota; Fungi; Glomeromycota; Glomeromycetes; Entrophosporales; Entrophosporaceae.